This is a messenger RNA of Drosophila mauritiana, 3182 nucleotides long. RefSeq names its product F-box/LRR-repeat protein 7 (gene Fbxl7). The record is from RefSeq and is a predicted model, not a curated record. Gene Ontology annotation, cellular component: SCF ubiquitin ligase complex. Bases 460 to 2778 code for a protein of 772 amino acids. Gene Ontology annotation, biological process: SCF-dependent proteasomal ubiquitin-dependent protein catabolic process. Gene Ontology annotation, molecular function: protein binding. Lineage: Eukaryota; Metazoa; Arthropoda; Insecta; Diptera; Drosophilidae. The transcript has 5 exons.
UUUACCUGUCGACGCAUCCAGGUGCCCGCGUGUCCCGGUCUCGUAGAAGCGGAUCAAACGGUCUCAAGGCGCCGCUCUGCGUUGCGUGCCUACGUGUCCUACGGGUGUGUGUGUGUGCGAGAGUCUGCGCUGGUGUUGGUGCCGUGAGUCAGUGAGCGCAAAAAAGAUAACACAAAGAGCCAUAGUGAAAGAUCGAAACGCACACACUCUCACGCGACCUGCAAUGAAAAUAAAGUAGAGAAAAGAGUGCGCUAGUGUGUGUGUGUGCGAGUGGAAUAACAGAGAAAAUAAAUGGAAAUUAAAUGAAGCUGCAAAAACUGCCAAAUAAACAAAGUGCUAUGCGAUGCAUAAAUGAGAAGCCAAACGGAGUUACCUGUAUAAUCAUCAAGACCUUCGCGCCACUCUAGAGGCCUCCUAGCUGAUAGACAAAGGAUCCUCCAACCCGGAGAGGAACCAACCAUGUCGCACAAGACGAGCAACCGUCGCAGCAGCGACCUGGAGUGUCCACUUGCUUCAUUGGGCCGCAACAGCAAUGCGGUACGUGACCACUACCACCACCCGCAUCCGCUGAGCUCCAGUCCGCUGGAUCCACAAGCCUACAAGAUGAUGUCCCGCAAGUCACCCAAUCCCGGCCUGGAGGUGUCUGAAGCGCUGGCCUCGCGCAGCUCUACGCCGCCCAGCGACCAGGCUGUGGCAUCCUCGACGGCGGCAGCAGUGCUCCAUAUGGUGCAGCAAAAAGCGGCUACCUUCGAGCUGAGAGGCCGGCACUCGCGACCAACCGAUCAGCAGACCAACUAUGGAGCCCAUUCCACGGCUUCGGUGGGUAGGCAUGCGAAGAAGUCCCCAGAACUACCAGCUCCGGCGUCGAGGAACGUGGCUCCCAUACCACAGCCGCGGAACUUCCUAACACUAGAACAUGUCCUGCAAUUUGGAACCCAGCGACCCAGUUGGAUGCACGGCAACAGUGCGGACACGGAGGAUUCGAGUGACAACAACGCGGGUGGCGGUGGAGCUGGAAGUGGCAGUGGUGGAGCUGGAGGACGAAGACGUGCCCAAGGUGGGCGCUGCAGUGUGCCCACAGUACUCAGCAGCAAUGGCAGCGGCGGCAAUGGAGCCCAGUACCUGCUGGACAAGAAGAUGGAGUCACUGUAUCUGGGCAACGCCCUGAGAGCCCUUCCCUUGGGCGCCGAGGCGAGUCAGUUCCAAAACGAACGCUACUACCUGGAGGAUUACAGCAGCGGCAGCGGGAACGAGCGACUGCCAGAACGCCUGCAUCAUCCGCGCACCUCCAGUCCUAGCGAAACGAGUGGAUCGGAUCGCUACCUGCUGAACCGCAGCUCCAACUCCAACCACCUGCACUCCAAGGGCCAGAGCCUGUCGGACGGACUGUGCAACCUGGGUCGCUUCUCGCCCAGCUUGGAUCAGGGCUAUGCCACGCUGGUCUCACCCUCUCCCACAGGUCACCAUUCAAGUGGCGGAGCGGGCAAUGUUACCAAUUCCACCACGGCCAGUGGAGCGGGAAUCAUGGCUAGCAGUACGCCAACUACAACGCCGCGAAGAGGAGCCUCCAGCAAUGGAUUGGGAGGAGGAGCAGCGUCUGGCACCGCCAUUGGACCGCCGCCCUGGAACCGUAAAGGCCCCUUUCGCUGCGGUCCGCUCUUUGAUCGUCUGCCCGACGAGGCCGUUGUACGGAUCUUCUCAUGGCUGGACAGCUGUGAACUGUGCAACGUGGCGCGAGUCUGCCGGAGAUUCGAGCACCUCGCCUGGCGACCCAUCCUUUGGAAGGUGAUCUCGCUGCGGGGCGAGCACUUGAAUGGCGACAAGACGCUGAAGAUGAUCUUCCGCCAGCUGUGCGGCCAAAGCUGCAAUGGCGCCUGUCCGGAGGUGGAGCGCGUCAUGCUCGCCGAUGGCUGCCGCAUCUCGGACAAGGGUCUACAGCUCCUCACGCGCCGCUGCCCCGAGUUGACUCACCUUCAGCUACAGACCUGCGUGGACAUCUCCAAUCAGGCGCUGGUCGAGGCGCUGACCAAGUGCAGUAACCUGCAGCAUCUGGAUGUGACGGGCUGCAGCCAGGUGAGCAGCAUCAGUCCUAAUCCCCACAUGGAGCCGCCGCGUCGCCUGCUGCUUCAGUAUCUGGACCUCACGGACUGCAUGGCCAUCGAUGACAUGGGUCUGAAGAUCGUGGUCAAGAACUGCCCCCAGCUGGUUUACCUUUAUCUGCGCCGCUGCAUACAAGUCACAGAUGCGGGUCUGAAGUUUGUGCCCAGUUUUUGCGUCUCGCUGAAGGAGCUCAGUGUGUCCGACUGCCUGAACAUCACGGAUUUCGGAUUGUAUGAGUUGGCCAAGCUGGGAGCCGCACUGCGGUACCUUUCCGUGGCCAAAUGCGAACGGGUCUCGGAUGCGGGUCUAAAGGUGAUUGCCAGGCGGUGCUAUAAGCUGCGCUACCUGAACGCUCGAGGCUGUGAGGCCGUGAGCGAUGACUCCAUUACGGUCCUGGCGAGAUCCUGUCCACGUCUGCGAGCCUUGGACAUCGGGAAGUGCGAUGUGAGCGAUGCGGGUCUUCGAGCUCUGGCCGAGAGCUGUCCGAACCUGAAGAAGCUCAGCCUGCGCAGCUGCGACAUGAUCACGGACCGCGGGGUGCAGUGUAUCGCGUAUUAUUGCCGUGGACUCCAGCAACUGAAUAUCCAGGACUGUCCGGUGUCCAUCGAGGGCUACCGGGCGGUCAAGAAGUACUGCAAGCGCUGCAUCAUCGAACACACCAAUCCGGGAUUCUGUUGAGAUGUCCCAUAGCCGGCGGUAGCCACCACAAAGCACAGAGGCAGGCCAUAUGAGCACAGAUAUAAAGGGAAUUUAUGGGCAAAGAAUACUCUUGAAAAACAAAAUAGUUGAUAAAGUGGCAGGCAAAUUUUAGCCAUACACGGACUUUUGGGAUACAAGUCCUCAAGUCUUAGUUCAAUGAUUAACCGAGAGAAUCUAUUGGUUUGGAUAUUAUUCAUAAAAAAAGCAUAUCUUAAAUUGUUCUCCGUAAUCAGCCACCACUUUGCCCGCGCUAAAUAAGAUUAUUGUAAAUUGUAUAUAUCAAACGGACGCAGGACAGGACUAGCGUAGCAUAGAGCAUGUUCAGUAGACUUUGUCUAAGUAGACUAAUUCUUGGAGUAAUAAAUUAUUUUCCCCACCAGAAA